This is a messenger RNA of Kwoniella shivajii, 2625 nucleotides long. RefSeq lists its product as uncharacterized. The transcript is spliced from 4 exons. The record is from RefSeq and is a predicted model, not a curated record. NCBI's taxonomy places the organism in Eukaryota, Fungi, Basidiomycota, Tremellomycetes, Tremellales, Cryptococcaceae. Bases 1 to 2625 code for a protein of 874 amino acids.
AUGUCACCAGAAACACCUCGUUCCUCGUUAUUCAAAUCACGAUUCUCGAUACUAUCACUCUUACCAUCCCGACAUCCACCUUUACAUAUCAAUCAUUAUCCCAUGCCUCGAAAAUAUGAAGUCUCUCGUCAUCCAACAACUAUCAUCUCUGCAUCUGGUAUCUCUCCUGUUCAUUCUGAAUAUCCAGAUCCAUCAACUCCAUUACCUCCACUACCUCUUCCUCCUCGCCACUACGAUAAUUUUCAAGAAGAAGGGAAAAGCAAUGGAAAAGGAAGACAAAGUCCCAAUAAUAAAAGACCCCCUCCGCUAAAUCUUGAAAAAACUAGAAUGAUGUAUCCACCUAAUCAUACUGAUGUGAUUGUCGAUCCCGGUACAGGUAGAUCUGAUGGUGAUUAUCGAGAUAACGAUAGAAGAGAAAUUCCACCUCUACCGAGUCAAGAAAACGUUCCAUCAAUACAUCCGAAAUACAUGUCUAAACCGAAAGUUGUCGAAAGAUCAAGUACUUCGCAAGUAAAGUCAAUCAAAAAGACGACGAUCGAUGAUCCGUUUGAAAUCGCAGAAGUUGAAUCAGGACACAGAUACCCUUCUUGGAAAGGAGGUAAAGUAGAUAUUAGACCAGGUCAAGUCAUUCCUCGUGAUCUUAUCCCUUCAUUUGUUUCCCAGAAUCACAACUCAGCCAACAUUCCAGCUUCAGUCCCUUCGACUAGACGGAAAACAACAGCUGAAGACGAAGACAGCAACGACGACGAUUACUAUGAGUCGGUGUUGCAUAAUGUUCUCUUAACUCCAACUUACUUUGGUCAUUCCCCUUUAUCUAUACGUACACCUACCAUCUCACCUGGUGGAUGUUCCGCUUCGAAAUUCAACAAACGAAGAACACUGCUUGACAAAGCAACUGAUACGGUAUAUGGAGCUGCAAGAGGAGCGAGGAACUCCAGAUGGCUACCUGGUAAAUCAAUCUUGAGACCUUCUGCAGCUUUAGAAGCCGAUCAAAGUUUACGAGCGAUGAAAGAAAGGGAAGAACAAGAAAUGGAAAGAUUCAGAAGAAACGUUAGACCAGUCAGGUUGAACGUUCCUGAUCAUGACGAAGUCAAAGGCAAUAUGAAUUCAACCUGGUCAAUAUCUUCUUCGUCAAGUCCAAUAAGGGAAUCAAAUAAUGUAUACAGUAGAAGAUCUCCUGGAUGGAUAGGAGCAAGAGAACACUCUGUCGGAUCAGGAUAUGAAGGUCAAAAAUCAAAAUCACAAAGUAGUGAUAAUGGUUGGAGACAAUCUAGAGCCGAAGAGGAAAAAUCGAAAAGGAAACAGAAGAUCUGGAAGUACUCAAUCAUACUUGCCAUCUUCAUUCUUUCGGCUCUGAUUAUCGGUCUCUGUACCACCCUGUUGCGAAAAGGUUCGAGCGGCUCUUCGACAUCGUCUUCGUCAAAUUCGACAGAGAUGACUUCCACUUUAUCCACUUCAGCAGCUGUACCUACUGCGACAUCAUACGAAACCUUGACGACUUGUUUAGAUCAAUUCCGAAUUCUAAAAUCACCUUCUACGUAUCCAUGUUCUGACUGUGUCCCUUUGUUAUCCACUACCACGAAUGAUUUCUCGACUCCAUUGGUUGAUGGCAAUUCAACUGGAGUAGGAUCAGCUCUACAAUUCUGCGCAUUGAUGGAUAUAUACAAGAAGACCAGUUUGACAGAAGGUAUGAGCGGGUGGAUGAAAGAUUCAUCUCCAUGUGGAGGAUGGAAUGGAAUUUCAUGUGAUUCAAGAGGAAGGAUCACUGGAUUACUCUUGCAGUACCCUAAUGUACCUCAUGAAUUGCCUGAUACGUUGAGUAACAUAUGGGCAUUGGAAGGUAUACAUAUUAUGGGUAAUUCGACUGUUCCCACUGGUAAAUUCCCUUCGAGUUUACUUUCAUCAACGAAUAUUCAGAUCAUCGAUCUUGAAUAUACAGCUUUACAAGGUCCCAUAGAUGGACUGUCAUUCACAACAGCAAACGCAUUAACGACAUUAGUACUUGUAAACAAUCCAAAUCUAGGUAACGCGUUACCUGAUUUAUCAAAUAACGAUAAAUUGUUAACUCUCGCUGUUACCGGACAAGGAUUAUCAGACGCUAAAGUCGAUAGAUUACCUUCUGGAAUAACAUAUCUUGAUUUAUCAUAUAAUUCAUUAUCGGGUCAAAUUCCAUCAUUCAAUCAACUCAAUUCACUCAAUACGUUAUACCUGCAAAAUAAUAUAUUCACUUCUUCGCCAGACUCAUUACCAACUUCUAUCGUGUCAAUCUCUUUGACUUCGAAUACGGAUUUAAGUGGAUCUAUGCCAAGUCUUUUUUGUUCCAGUAGUAUUUUAGAUAACUGUGAUUUGAGAAACACAAAACUUAUUGGAACCGCCUCAUCAUUGGGGUCUACCAAUACUAUCUCCAGCUCAAAUGCAAACUCCGACACGAUUGCGACUGCAGUCAGUUCAUCCACCUUAAUCCCAACUUCGACUUCCGAUGCCGUCAGUUCGACUGCCGCUCAAGUGUCAAGUGCCACUUCCUCAACUGUUACCAGCGCUACCUCAAGCACCACCGGUACUUCAUCGAUGAUCAGUCUUGUGGGUAGAGAACCUGCGGGUUGUGGUAUAUGUAAAUUCACUUAA